Messenger RNA from Anopheles funestus (African malaria mosquito), 2799 nucleotides. Its product is annotated as cell growth-regulating nucleolar protein. The transcript has a single exon. Gene Ontology annotation, cellular component: nucleolus. Gene Ontology annotation, biological process: negative regulation of transcription by RNA polymerase II; rRNA processing. The record is from RefSeq and is a predicted model, not a curated record. Bases 123 to 1220 code for a protein of 365 amino acids. Lineage: Eukaryota; Metazoa; Arthropoda; Insecta; Diptera; Culicidae. Gene Ontology annotation, molecular function: DNA binding.
AUAAAAAAACGUAAACAUUCAUUACCACGUGCGUUUGGUACGACGGCUUCAUCUAUUUGUGCAGUUUUCGGUGGAUAUUAUUGAAAAAAAAACACGAACCAGAAGACUUCGACUACUACGAAAUGGUGUUUUUCAUCUGUAAUCACUGUGGAGAGUCACUGAAAAAGCAAGUUGUACUUAAUCAUUCCUGGCGUUGCAAACGUGAUAUUAACGUAUCGUGUAUGGACUGCCAGAAAGACUUUAUUGGUCAAGCGUACGAUGCGCACACUGUCUGCAUAAGCGAAGCGGAAAAAUAUUCCGCCAAAGGUUAUGUACCAAAGUUAGCCAAAGGUGCCCAGAAGCAGGAAUCAUGGCUCAAUAACGUACGAUCGAUACCAGAACGGAAUAAGAAUCUGUCGCCGGGUGUUAAGAAGGUGUUUGAGGUCAUCAUGCGAAACGAUAACAUACCGCGCAAAAAGCCAGCAUUUUUGAAUUUCUUUAAAAAUUCGAACCGAAGCCUUAACACGAAGGAUUUAGAAACGACUUGGUCCCUCAUAGAGGAGCAGGCUGCCAAUGAAAAGCAAACGUCUGUCCAAACAACUAACCAGAAAAAGGAGGAAGAUGUACCGACUAAGAAUGGUGAGACUGGGCCCGUGAAAAAUGAUGAAAAGAUACGCGCAAUGGAGUACAAAGACACAUCGGUAAAGCAGAAGAAAAUUAAAACAAAACAAUCUCCCGAGAAUGAUGCAGCCCCUCUACCGAAGAAGCAAAAGAUGUCAAAAAAUGUCCCAGAGCAGAAUACCGAAGAGGAAGAACCGUCACCCACUAAACAGAAAAAACGGAAGACAAAAGACACAUCCGAAAAUGGUCAAAAAGAGGAAGAACCAAAUCCCAGCGAACAGAAAAAGUGCAAAACGUAUUCUUCACAAAACGGUACCGAAAAUGGGACGGCUACACUAAUGAUCGAGACGCAGGAGUCUACCAAAACUGACACCAAUGCUGAAGAACAGGAACGAACCGGAUGCAAGGAAAAAUUCAAUUUAAGCGAAACUAUUCGUCAAUAUCUUGUUUCGCGAAACAACCAAAUGAACCUGUCCAAGUUAAAGAAGAAAGUUAUGAAACGGUACCAACAAGCGUCCGGUGAAGAAGUUGAUGAAAAGUUCGAAAAGAAGUUUCAGAAGAAAAUAGCGAAAAGUGGCUUUGUGGUGGAAAAUAACGUAAUACGAUUGGUAGAAGCUUAAGAGAAAUGAAAUCAUAACCCAUAUUACAUGCAUAUGUACGUGUUGUCAUACGUAAAACAAAAAUACUUUUUUGAUUUAUGUUCAAUUCAAUACACAGCCGAAAAAUUUCAAUCGCAACCCGUCUAACCAACCAUCUUGUACGAUCGCACAUUCCGUUCAUUCCGUUUCGGUAAAAAUCAUUGGAUAGUAAGCGGAUCGAUUCAUAUCGUGCGGGCAGUUCGAUGGUGUUCCACUGCUCCGAUCGUCAGUAUUGUUCGUUUUGAGGGGUGAUUCUUCCGAAGCAAGUAGCUGAAGCCCUGCUGGAUCCAGCACUUGUGCUGAGCGAUUGGCUCUGUUGUUUCGGAUGCAAUAAGAAGAAAUGUCAAAAUGACAUUCAAAUAGGUAGAAAUGUCAAACAGGUUAUGAUCAAACAUAAACAUUGAUUGCACGUGCGUUUGGUACGACGGCUUCAUCUGUUUGUGCAGUUUUCGGUGGAUAUAUUACGGUGGAAAAGAAACGAAACGAAAGCCAUCAACUACCGCAAAAUGGUGGUCUAUUUUUGUGAUCACAUUGGACCUUUGAUAAGAGCGGAUUUAGCAGAAAAUUAUCAAUCUAGUGACAAACCUGACAUUAACGUAUCGUGCAAGGACUGCGCAAAAAAGAACUCAGUGGGUGUAACGUAUCAUGCUGCUGUAAAGAUGGAACAAAUAUCAGACAUCGCAAAUUUGGACGUAGGAACGGCUUGGAACCUCAUAGAUCAGGAAUAUGGUGACCAAAAACAAUCGUCGGUCCAAACAAACGGUCGAAGAAAGAAUGGCACAACUGGAAAGAAUCUCUUUCCAGCAAGCGGUAACACGAAGUGGCGGAAGCACUUUCCAGCUAACGGUAACACGAAGCGGAAUAAUCACUUUCUAGUAAGCAGUAACACGAAGUGGCAGAAUCACUUUUCAGCAAACGGUAACACGAAGUGGCAGAAUCACUUUCCAGCUAACGGUAAAACGAAGCUUCAGAAUCCUUUUCCAGCAAGCAGUAACACGAAGUGGCAGAAUCACUUUCCAGCUAAGAAUGGCACAACUGGAAAGAAUCAUUUUCCACCAAGCGGUAACACGAAGCGGAAUAAUCACUUUCCAGCAAGCGGUAACACGAAGCGGAAUAAUCUUUUUCCACCAAGCAGUAACACGAAGUGGCAGAAUCACUUUCCAGCUAACGGUAACACGAAGUGGAAGAUUCACUUUCCAGCAAACGGUGUCACAAAGAAUCUUUCAGCAAGCGCAAAGCAAGCAAAACAAAAACGUCUUAUCGAAAUGGAAGAUAAAAUGAAACGGCUUCACUAGCGAACAAAACAAAAGAAGCUAACAGACUGGUACUAACGCUGAAGAACAGUAACAAAACGGAAGUGAGGAAAAUUUCAAUUUCACCAAAUUCUUGUUUCGUGAAACAACAAAUGAAGUUGUUCGAGUUUAAGAGAGUUGUGAAACGGUACCAACAAGCGUCCGGCGAAGAAGUUUCAGAAAAAAGCGAUGAAUGGGUUUUUUGAUGAAGAAUAAUAUAAUACGGUUGAAAGAAGCUUAAAAGAAAUAUAAUCUUAACACAUAUUACA